UAUGAAGUCUUCUGGCUUCCUCUUCUCGCCCAGUCCCCAAAUGUACCAUUUGUUGCUCCCCUCGACAUUGCUUGGGUUUGGCACGUUCAUAUGCUUUCACCUCUCGCUUAUGGAAGGGAUUGCAACGUGAUUGUUUCAACCUUGGUGGACCAUAAAACCAUUGUUGGAGGAGAGCGCGAGGCUGGACUUCAAAGGGCUAAGCUCUUAUGGCACCAACUGUACGGCAAUGAGCCUUUCGAAGUUGACCUGACAGCCCCUGUUGGUAACGAGAUGCCUCAUGUGUCAAGAAUCCAAUAUGAUAUAGUGGCUGCAUGCAGUCGUCAGAGGGUCAUUAAUUAUAAGGUUUCCUUACCACAUUAUGGGGACGAAACGUUUCUUAGAGAUGCACUUAUACGAUAUAAACAUCAUUUGAGGCUCAAACAACAAAAUCUGAAUACGUUUUUGGUUCCGUGUUGCGACUUUGACCUUAUAUUGCAUGCGCACCAAGUUCAUCCGCUGGCCUAU
Molecule: messenger RNA, 504 nt
Organism: Porites lobata
Lineage: Eukaryota; Metazoa; Cnidaria; Anthozoa; Scleractinia; Poritidae
Source: the annotation of a GenBank genome assembly